Messenger RNA from Indicator indicator, 1194 nucleotides. It is a transcript of the gene FETUB, whose product is annotated as fetuin B. Gene Ontology annotation, cellular component: extracellular region. The record is from RefSeq and is a predicted model, not a curated record. Lineage: Eukaryota; Metazoa; Chordata; Aves; Piciformes; Indicatoridae. Gene Ontology annotation, biological process: negative regulation of endopeptidase activity; binding of sperm to zona pellucida. The coding region runs from base 1 to 1194 and encodes 397 amino acids. Gene Ontology annotation, molecular function: cysteine-type endopeptidase inhibitor activity; metalloendopeptidase inhibitor activity. The transcript is spliced from 7 exons.
AUGGUUUUACUUGUUUCAGUGCUCCUUGGCAUACAGGCGCUUUGGUCCUGUGGUGCCUCUCCUACCAGAAAAUCACCACCAGCAUUGCUCUCCCCGACUUGUGAUGAGAUUGCAGUAGAGGAGGCUGCCGAUCUAGCUCUUCGCAAGAUCAAUGCUGACCGAGAGGAGGGCUACAUACUCAGGCUCUACCGAAUUUUCAGUGUCCGAGAACAUCCUCAGGAGAUCACUGGUUCUGUCUUCUAUCUCAUCUUGGAUGUAGUAGAUACCGAAUGCCAUGUACUCAGCAGAAAGUUGUGGAAGAACUGUAAGGCCAGAGUACCUCAUUCGACUGUUUAUGGUCAAUGCAAAGCAAUCAUCUACAUUAAUCAGGCAAGAAAUAUUGCUCAUCUGAAUAAUUAUGAUUGCACUUUACAACCAGUUCCACCCAGAUAUAUCUGGAAAAUAUGUCCUGACUGCCCAGUUGAUGACAAUCCAAAUGAGCCCAAAUAUUUGGAAACUGCUGUUCAAAGCCUUGCCAAGUUCAAUGAAGAGAGUGAACAAACUCAUUAUUUUUCUGUCCUCAAUGUCACAAGAGCUUCAAUGCAGUGGGUCAUUGGUCCUGCAUAUUUUGUGGAGUUUUUAAUUCAGGAGACAUCCUGCUCCAAAAGUGACAAGAGUGCUGACAUCUCCAAGUGCAAACCACUUCCACCAGAACAAGCUCAAAUAGGCUUCUGCAAAGGCUCUGUAGUCAACAGCCGUGUGGAACAUCAACAGUUUGUCUCAAUAUCCUGUGAAAUCUACAGUCUGCAGGAUCCUGCCACUGAAGAGCAAGCUAAUGAGACAUCUGGAGAACCCAGCCAGACUCAUCAACAAUCUUCCCCUUCAGAAGCCAAUCCUUUCUCCCCACAUCUACAAAAGACAAUGGGCUCAGUCAAAAUGUUACCCCCUUCAACUGAGGACAUCUCUUUCUACCACCUACCAGAAAGUCAUAACACACAUAAAGAUAGAAAGCCAGUUCCACCCGAGGCUGUAGAAUCUAAGCCCAGUGUUGAUGAAGAAAAGUCUCAGGUAGACAAACCAAACUUGACCAAACCACUCACUGGCCCAGUUAUUCUCCCUUUUCCUCAAGAACUUUCUCUAUCAGACUCAUGUCCAGGAGAAGCAAAGGAGCCGAAGGCCAUCCUUGAGCCUUUGAUGCCUAAAAAGCCCACUUGA